Molecule: messenger RNA, 779 nt
Organism: Manihot esculenta (cassava)
Lineage: Eukaryota; Viridiplantae; Streptophyta; Magnoliopsida; Malpighiales; Euphorbiaceae
Exons: 2
Coding region: 157-579 (140 amino acids)
Source: RefSeq, a predicted model, not a curated record
GUCUAACGGCCUUCCACUCUCUGGUUGCAAUUUGUGAAUCAUAGUAGCUGAUACCCAAUACUAAGAACGACGACAAUGAGAGAAAAGUUUUUGUUCUCCUUUCUUUCUUAAUUUGGCCUCCUUUUUGGUCUUUUUUCCAUUUUAAAUUCUUUACACAUGAAGUUUUUAUUGGAAUUCGUCUGGUGUUGCGGGGCCAGUGGCAGUGAUAAUUCCGAAACGAAUGCUUCGGAAACGAACGGACGGCGUUCGGAGGAGGCGCGGGCGCUGAUGGCACAGCGGACACUGCAGACUCUGACGAUGAGAAGUAGAAGGAAGAGGGGCAGAGUAAGGUCAGCAUCUGCUUCGUCCGGAGUUUCUACGGAGGAGUGGAAGCCGACCCUUUGCUCGAUAACUGAGGAUAACGUGGUGGUGGUGAAGGAGGAGGGAACGGAAAGAGUGGUAAAGAGGAAGGGCAGUGGAGAACGUGGCGGUGGUGGGUCCCGUCAAUUAGCUGGUAUUCCUACCUACAACGAAGAUUACAGGCGAAACAAUCAAUUCUCGGUAAUUCCAACAUUCUCUGCGACUCCGUUCAUGAUUUAGCAGUGAUAAUUUGGAUGUGAUGUAAAUAUAUAAGCCAAAUUAGUAAAAGCUGGAUUACGAAAAUCUGCUUUGGAUGAUGCCCAAAUUGGGGGUUCAAUUAAGCGUUUGUGGGUUUUGGUAAUAUAAGAAAUCUCUUUUGAUUGAAAUUCAAUUGUAAUCUCAUAAGAAUUAUCCAAUUUUAUACUCUUAAUUUCCUCUUA